Messenger RNA from Orbicella faveolata, 2439 nucleotides. RefSeq names its product phosphoglucomutase-1-like. Gene Ontology annotation, cellular component: cytosol. Gene Ontology annotation, biological process: carbohydrate metabolic process. Gene Ontology annotation, molecular function: magnesium ion binding; phosphoglucomutase activity. The record is from RefSeq and is a predicted model, not a curated record. Lineage: Eukaryota; Metazoa; Cnidaria; Anthozoa; Scleractinia; Merulinidae.
CAUUCUAACAUGGCUCCGAGGCCCAUGUUAGAAUAGGGGCCUAUUGGGGAGGCACGUUACGACUCUCGCUACUGGGCUAUAAACGACCAAUAAGACAUUUCCGAGUUGCUUUUUACCUCUGUUUCAAAACGAGUCCUGGUGCCCAACCUUUCAUAUGGACAUGAGUUUGAUUUGCAAGGCAAUGACCGUGCAAAAAAAUCUCAUUUCCAUAUAUAUGAAAGGUUGUGCACCAAGACUUGUUUUGAAACAGAGGUAACAGCAACUCGGAAAUGGUACUGGCAGACAUCUUAUUCCUCUCCAGCAGUCCCAACUGGCACGCAUGUUUGUCAGAGGUUCCGUCCACUUCCCUUUUCGCAGGGUACACAAUUUUUUCCUGAGGUGACCACAGGUAAAUGAAAAACUUUCCUGACUUGUAUAUUCUUUUAGGAACGUUUAGGAACCUAGGUAAUAUACUUCAAACUAUGUAAAUGUGGCGGAAACGCUGCAUUAUCAAUAGAAAAAAGAUUUCUUGACCUUCUCUGUGAACGGAAGCAAGUGACGCGUGAGAACGCGUGAUCUGCGCAUGGACUCGAUAGCGCCAAUCAGGCGGAACAAUCACGCGAUAAUAUCACGCGCUUGCGUGAUCUUUUUUUUUUUUUUGCACACGUUAAAAACCGCUGACUCGGUUACCGGCAGUUCGCCGAAACAACAAGAAACAUGGUGGCUGUUACAUUGCAAGAAACCUCGCCAUUUGACGGGCAAAAACCCGGCACUUCAGGGCUGAGGAAAGCUGUAACGGUGUUUCGGCAGCCUCGCUACACGGAGAAUUUUGUGCAGUGUAUUUUAGAUUCAAUCCCAGAGACCAAGAGGACAGGAUGUACCCUUGUUGUUGGGGGCGAUGGAAGGUUCUUCAUGCGAGACGCCAUUCAGAUUAUAGCGAGGAUGGCGGCCGCUAAUGGGGUUGGUGAGUUGGUGAUUGGUCAGAAUGGUAUUUUUUCGACCCCAGCUGUCUCUUGUAUUAUCAGAAAAAUUAAGGCCACAGGAGGAAUUCUUCUAACUGCAAGUCACAACCCUGGAGGACCAGAUGGAGAUUUUGGAAUAAAGUACAAUAUUGAGAAUGGAGGUACAUCUGUCAAUAAUUUUGUCAGUUACUGUCCCUUGUUGCUUGAAACAUUCAUAAUUUCAGUAACUGGUCCGUAUUUGAAGCGAAUCUUAUGUGAAGAACUGGGUGCACCAGCAUCAUCCACCUUGAAAUGUGAACCAAAGGAAGAUUUUGGAGGUCAUCAUCCUGAUCCCAACCAGACAUAUGCUGCUGAUCUUGUGGAGCUGCUUAAAAAGGGAGACCAUCAUUUAGGAGCUGCCUUUGAUGGGGAUGGGGAUCGUAACAUGAUUCUUGGACAACAUGGAUUCUUUGUCACGCCAUCAGACUCAGUUGCAGUCAUUGCAGAAAAUGCCCUGUGCAUUCCAUACUUUGUUAAGACAGGACUGAAGGGUGUGGCCCGUAGUAUGCCGACUAGCGCUGCAAUUGACAGAGUGGGACAGAAAAUGGGAAUUGAGUGUUUUGAGACACCAACCGGUUGGAAGUUCUUUGGAAACUUAAUGGAUGCUCAGCGCAUAUCUCUUUGUGGUGAAGAAAGCUUUGGUACAGGAUCUGACCACAUCCGGGAGAAAGAUGGUGUUUGGGCAUUCCUUGGUAAGAUUGCUAGUUGUCAGUGGAAGGAUUUUUUUUACAUUAUAAUUUUAGUCAGCUCGACAUUUUGUGUCAAUCUAAUUACUUCUUCAUUGAUGUUCUCUCUACAGAUUGUUUUGAAACCUUUACUAGACAUAGCUCUCAACAUCUCACAGUUAGAAAAGUUUACUGGGCGUAACGCACCAACUGUCAUCACAUAACAUGAUAACGCUGCUUAGUACAUUAUGAAUUGAAUGUGAAGAAAGGUACCGUGGAACUGGAUUUUAUUGGAAUUUAGUGUUUUUUUUCCCUUAAAAUGAACAGUGUGCACAUGUAGUUAUCAGUGUGUAUAAAAAUCCCUGGAUACAAAAUAAUUUUUUGUUAUUUUUAUUGGUGCAACCACACACUGCUGUGUUAUAUUGUCAGUAAAGUAUAGAAACAUCAUGAUAAAUUAUUUAGUUGUCGUUAAACUACAUGACUUGUAGUCUUGGUAGAUAGCAUAAACUGUUAAAAUUUAAUAAUAAAUAAGAUGUAAAAGAUAUAACUAAAAUUUUAGGUAUAAAUUUAGGUAGAGAAUCAAUCAAUUACUCAGUAAAUGAUAUAUCUUGCAAUUAAUUUAAGCAUGAUAAUAGAUUAAGAUGUAUAUUCUUCUGCAUGUACAGGAGACAUUCUCUUUCUUGCUAAAGAAAUCUGGACUGAGUCACAAAAACAUGCUGAGAUGAAAAAAAAAACAUGAAUUUACAAAUAGGCAGUUAAUAAUUAUUAUGCGAGACAAUUUUUUUGAAAAACAA